AUGGCAUAUUACCGAGCCAAUUACUUGAGUGAUACAUAUGCUAUUUCGCCACCGAUUCCUAAUUUGCAAAAGAGACAAGUUGGGGUCGCUCUAGAUUAUUCAAAGGUCGAUGACCUCGGGCGACCACAAGUAGUGUAUUCGUGGAACAGGUUGAUCCAUCAAAAAGACUUAGCGACAAAGACCAAUUACGUUGAACCUAAAUAUGAACCAAGAUUAUCAUCUUCUGAUGUUUUGAAAUUGUCAGCAGCGCAAUACACCACGAAGGCUUAUAAGGAUGGUCUUGAGUACGUGAAAGCAGAAGAAGAUUAUCAUAAGAAACAGAAGUAUCUUGAUUCGAUUACUCCAAGUCGACAAGGGAAUGCAUUGACCAUUGGAACGCAAAAUUCCCUUUCAGGAUUACCGAUUCCUGAUGAAACUGGACAUGUGUAUUCCUAUCCAGCAUCAGUGACUUCCCAAACAGGUUUAAUGUUUCAAGCACCACCUAAUGGAAAUGAGAUACCAGCUCAACCACGUAAUGUAAACAGUGUUCCUGUAGAGCCAGUCAUCCUGACUCGAGAAACAGAGAUACGAAGAGAUGCAGUUGGAAAUGACCGUGUCAAUCAUGCGACUGGCAUUGCAGUUUCACUGCCAGCGCAUCUAAUGGCUGAUAGUUACAUUCCACCUAUUCCAGGAGGAUUUCCUGGGUCGACUCAACAGAUACAUGUGGAAUCUCCUCAAAUUGAUGCCUCCGUCGAAACAAUGCCUCGUAGCGUACCAAUUCCACAUGAUACAGUACUUCUGAAUGACCGCCAUGAUCCAUCUGGUGUAGCGGAUGUUUUAGAGAGAAACUCCAUCAAUGAUCAGUUUGUCUCGGUACCUGCGAGAACACCAUUUCACUUCAAAGGUAAGGAAGCAACCAUAUUAGCAGGUUCUAAAAGGAAAGCAAAUGCACCCCCGCCGAUUCCUCGAUUGAAUAAAAAGAAGCAAAAAACAGGAGGAGCGGAGCAUGAUGUUGUAGAGCCAGUAACUCCACCAGCAACCCCACCACCUGUUGCUCCUCCACGUCCCCCAGAUGUGAUUUUCGCCGGAAGUGCUCCUCAUGGCACCAAGCGAAGACAGUACAAGCAACCUGAAGAGAAGCAAACAGUUAAGAGACGGAAGAUUGAUGAUUCCAUACCUGAACAAGAAGACCAUGUUGAGGAAAUCACAUUAAUGUCCCCUGCAGAAGUUGAAAGGAAUGUGCGUGCUAAUCGAAGGAGAAAAGUGGAUGUUGCUCCAGCAGCACCGACGGCACUUAACCCACCUACACUGGUUCCCUUGACAGCAGACCUUGGUAGUGAGAUUCGUCCGCUCGCGAAACUUCGUGGUGGGUGGAGAGAUGCCGAGUUUGUUGUCCCUGCUCAACCGGUACAACAAGUUCAAGUGACAGAACCGACCGUUAGGACGAGAAGAAGAAAAGGUGAAGAAAUAAUCCUUCCUCCUAAGAAGAAACAACGAAUGAUGUAA
This is a messenger RNA of Spizellomyces punctatus DAOM BR117, 1485 nucleotides long. RefSeq lists its product as uncharacterized. The record is from RefSeq and is a predicted model, not a curated record. Bases 1 to 1485 code for a protein of 494 amino acids. Lineage: Eukaryota; Fungi; Chytridiomycota; Chytridiomycetes; Spizellomycetales; Spizellomycetaceae. The transcript has a single exon.